Morone saxatilis (striped sea-bass) is the source of this 3246-nucleotide messenger RNA. Its product is annotated as estrogen-related receptor gamma-like. Gene Ontology annotation, biological process: regulation of DNA-templated transcription. Gene Ontology annotation, molecular function: zinc ion binding; nuclear steroid receptor activity; DNA-binding transcription factor activity. Gene Ontology annotation, cellular component: nucleus. The coding region runs from base 286 to 1677 and encodes 463 amino acids. NCBI's taxonomy places the organism in Eukaryota, Metazoa, Chordata, Actinopteri, Moronidae. The record is from RefSeq and is a predicted model, not a curated record. The transcript is spliced from 8 exons.
ACAGUCAGGACUUCAAAGGCAGCCAGUGGCCAGCGGCUGUUGGUGAGAAGUGUGAGUGACAGGAAGACAGACGCAGGGACAAUGAGAGGAGCUGAGAGUGUGACACAAGGGCAGUAGAUGGAGACAAAGUUUGGAGGCAGAAUAAAGAGAAAGUGACAAACAGAGCAGUGAAAGAUACAGUGUAUUAAAAAAGAAAAAAGAUCAAGAGAAGAGCAGGCAGACAGGAACAGACGCUCCCCGGACACAACAUUUGUCUCCUCUUCGGAGCAUGGUGGCAGAGUGCUCAUGGAUUUAGUCGACCUCUACCUCCCAGAGUGCUUCACCUACCACUCUGACACAGAACAUCUCGACAGGAUGUCAGUGAGGGGCUUGGACCCCACUUGUCCCUCCACUAUAAAGCGUGAGCCCUCCAGCCCCAGCCCCAGCUCUCAGGGCGACGUCAGCCCGGCCCAGCCCAGCCCUGGAAGCUCUUCCUCGGACACAAACUCCAGCUACGGGGCCUUGAUCAAAGGCCACAAUCACAGCAAUGGGCUGGACUCACCAGUCCUGUAUGGUCACACAGCGGGGUUGGCCAACAAUGUUGGAACAAACAGGAGGUUUGGGGAGGAAGAAAGUCCAGUGAAGUGUGAAUUCAUGCUGGGCACGGUGGCCAAGCGGCUGUGUCUGGUGUGCGGUGACGUGGCCUCAGGCUACCACUAUGGUGUGGCUUCCUGUGAGGCCUGCAAGGCCUUCUUCAAAAGGACCAUCCAGGGGAACAUUGAAUACAGCUGCCCAGCGUCCAACGAAUGUGAAAUCACCAAGAGAAGGAGGAAAUCCUGCCAGGCCUGUCGAUUUGUGAAAUGUCUGUCUGUGGGCAUGUUGAGAGAAGGUGUGCGCCUGGACCGGGUUCGAGGCGGCAGACAGAAGUACAAGAGGAGAAUAGAUGCUGAGAACAGCCCCUAUCUGCACCCACAGAGUGCCUUGCCUCAGAAAAGAACCUUCACUGUUGGCGGUGGGUUAGAAAACAAGGUGGUGUCUCUGCUGCUGGUGGCCGAGCCGGAGGGCAUCUUUGCCAUGCCGGACCCCACUGUACCUGAGAGCGACAUCAAGGCUCUGACCACGCUGUGCGACCUGGCUGACAGGGAGCUGGUGGUCAACAUCGGCUGGGCCAAACACAUCCCAGGCUUCCCCUCCCUCUCUCUGGCUGAUCAGAUGAGUCUACUGCAGAGCGGCUGGAUGGAGAUUUUGAUUCUUCGAGUGGUGUUCCGCUCGCUGGGCUUGGAGGACAAGCUGGUGUACGCCGAGGACUACAUCAUGGACGAGGAGCAGUCGAAGCUGGCCGGGCUGCUUGACCUCAACAACGCCAUCCUGCAGCUGGUGAAGAAGUAUAAAACCAUGGGGCUGGAGAAGGACGAGUUUGUGGUCCUCAAGGCUAUUGCGCUCGCUAACUCAGACUCCAUGCAAAUUGAGGACUCAGAAGCAGUUCAGAGACUCCAGGAUGUCCUGCACGGGGCCCUACAGGACUAUGAGGUCACCCAGCACCCAGAGGACCCUCGGAGGGCUGGCAAACUGAUCAUGACCCUCCCUCUCCUCCGUCAGACGGCUGCUCGUGCUGUCCAGCACUUCUGCAGCAUCAAACAGGACGGCCGCGUGCCCAUGCACAAACUGUUCCUCGAACUGCUGGAGGCCAAAGCCUGACCCGAACACGGACAUCCAUUAGCAUCAUCCUGACCCCCCGACGCAGGGGGUAGGAUGACAGGAAGUGAAGGAUCACGGGUAAUGGUGUGGUUUGACACUAUGUAUUUGUACAUUUCAGCUGUGACAAAAAGUUUAAAGUUUUGAAUUUGCAAUCGCCAGGAAGUAUGUUCCUCAUAGGCAAGCAGCUGGAACCUUUUUAGAGCGAGCCCCUUCCUGCUCCCAAUAACAGUUCGAACGGAAGUGAAUGAAGCAGUUUAAUUUGCAUUUAGUGUCUUUGACAAUGAGGACUUUGUCAUUUUUGCUGUCUGUGUCAAGACGAAUGGACAAACAGCAUAAAAAGCAGAAGAUAUCGCCUUCUAGAAAUAUUUACAGUUACAUGCCAAAAGUAGAGCUUCUCUUGUCAAAAGACCACCUGAUACUUGAAAAUCCUCGUGGAUUAUUUCAUCUUUCUUGAAGCCUGUUAAUCUGCAUUCUAGUGCAUUUAGAGCCUUUUAAUGAUUUGAUCUUCUUUGUCCUUUUUGUAUAGAAAAAGGUAUAUGUGUCCUAAGAGGUAAGUCUUGCCAAAGAGUAAAGACUCAUACUAUUGAAUAAUACCAGCAUAUGUCCACAGUAAUAUAAUGUGGCCUGUAAGACAUUCACAUAAACCUGCAUCCCAACUGUGUCGUGUAUCGCUAAAGUAUCUAUUCACUACAUUCUUAUAUAGACGAUUGAAGGGAAGCAUCAGAAUCUCAUAAAACAAUAACCGGCCUCCUGAUUUUAGAAGAACAUUUCAGGGAAAGAGUACUCAAAGUCAUGAUACGACUGUACGACAGCAAAGUGAUAUUUAUUUAAAAGUGGCUCUGUUCAUUUGCUGUUUUUUAUUUACUAAUGUGGCAUUAAUGAAGAGUAGAUUAAAGCAAUUACAGUGGAUAAUAAUUUUUUUAAAGAUUUUUAAAUAUCAAUGUAAAAUAAUUUUUUACUAGCUUCUCUGCUACAGCACUGAUACCUAUGUAUACCAUAUCAUGAAAUUCAAGGCAACGUGAUUAUAAUUGGAGUACGUACUUGAAGAUCAUAAUGUCGUAGAGUUGUUGUAGACCCACAGAUAUAACUUUAACUAUAUAAAAUGGAUGCCAUACUGUAUAAUCUGGAUUAGGGGGGCAUUUGAUGUCCUUUCUAUGGUAGAAGUCUAUGUGUAGGAUGAAAUUUGUGCACUACUUUUCCUUUUAGCCAUAAAGUUUGGGGAAACUGGUGAUGGCGCUCUGUUAAUCUGUUAGUGUGUUUUGUGUGAAGAGUAGUUACGUCUGAAAUUUGUCUUUUCCCACACAUGUUAAAUGAAGGGAUUAAACUCUGAAGGAAUCUUAGUACAGUGAAUAAAAUGCCCAAGUCUUGCUCCUUAUUUUACUCAAGGUACUGUGACACUAUGAUGUGCAGAUUUUUUGAAGAUCAUGGCAGCAAUAUGCUGAUUUCAAUGUGUGUUCUGUACGUUUUGCUGUAUAUACGUCAUGUCUUAUGCCAACAGAGAUGUUUAAAGAUGCAAAUAAGCUUUGUUUGGAUGAGCUGUGCCGUGCUAUUUCAUUCUCAGGUGGAUUC